AUGACUGACCCAACAAUGCAAAUUCCUGAUUUUGUUCAAUCUGAAACAUUUAAAAUGCAAGUUGAACCAUCAAACAAAGACACUUAUGUCGGUACAGUUUCAUUUCAAGAAAUGGGAUUGAAAAAAGAAAUUAUGCAAUCUAUUACUGAUUGUGGGUUUGAACAUCCAUCUGAAGUUCAGUCACAAGUAAUUCCAAAGGCAUUGUUACGUCAAGACAUAUUAUGCCAAGCAAAAUCAGGUAUGGGUAAAACAGCUGUUUUUGUAUUAUCAAUUCUUAACCAAGGGUUAUUCUUAGGGGAUCAUGUUUCUGCCAUUGUUAUUUGUCAUACCCGUGAACUUGCUCGACAAGUUCAAAAUGAAUUUGAUAGAAUGAAAAAAAGACUUGUUGAGUCAAUUGGUAAAGACAUUCAAACAGCUAGUUAUAUUGGAGGAAAUCCAGAAUCAAAUGAUGUAGAUGAUUUAAAAAAUAGAAAACCAACUAUUAUUGUUGGUACACCAGGAAGAUUAGCUUCUUUAAAUAAUUCUGGGGCAUUAGAUCUUAGUAAACUUGAUACCUUUGUUAUUGAUGAAUGUGAUAAAAUUCUUUCAUCUAAGUCUGAACUUGAUAUCAUGUCAUUGUUUAUGAGCUCUUCAAAGAAUAAACAAGUGAUGAUGUUUUCAGCAACUAUUUCUGAACAAAAUAAAGCCUUAUGUCGUAAGUAUUUAAAGAACCCAUUUGAGGUAUUUAUUGAUGAUGGAGAAAAGUUAUUCCUUCAUGGACUUCACUUAUAUAGUAAAAAAUUACAAGACAUGGAAAAGCAAGAUAAAUUAGGAGAAAUAUUAGAUGAAAUUGAUUUCAAUCAAGCUAUUAUUUUUGCUGAUCGUAAAGAACGUUGUCAAGCUAUUGUUCAAAGAUUGAAGAAAGAAAAAUAUCCAUGUGGUAUUCUUUAUGGUAGGAUGGAAGAAUAUUUAAGAGAAAGAGAGUUUGAGAGAUUCAGAAAGGGUGAAAGUAGAAUUUUAGUUUCAACUGAUUUAUGUGGAAGAGGUAUUGAUAUUGAAAAAGUUAAUUUGGUUGUUAACUUUGAUAUGGCUUUAGACUCUGAUCAAUUCUUGCAUAGAGUAGGAAGAGCUGGAAGAUUUGGAACUAAAGGAGUUGCUAUUUCAUUUAUUGAUACUGAAGAAGAUGAAAAAGUUUUGAAAGAAGUCCAAUCAAGAUUUGCAGUACAAAUGAAAGAAUUACCAGAUGACUUGAAAGAAAUUCCAUCCACAUAUUACAAGUAA
Entamoeba histolytica HM-1:IMSS is the source of this 1260-nucleotide messenger RNA. Its product is annotated as DEAD/DEAH box helicase, putative. The coding region runs from base 1 to 1260 and encodes 419 amino acids. The record is from RefSeq and is a predicted model, not a curated record. Gene Ontology annotation, molecular function: ATP binding; RNA binding; RNA helicase activity. Lineage: Eukaryota; Evosea; Mastigamoebida; Endamoebidae. The transcript has a single exon.